Messenger RNA from Actinia tenebrosa (Australian red waratah sea anemone), 4882 nucleotides. RefSeq names its product rho GTPase-activating protein 6. NCBI's taxonomy places the organism in Eukaryota, Metazoa, Cnidaria, Anthozoa, Actiniaria, Actiniidae. Gene Ontology annotation, biological process: signal transduction. The record is from RefSeq and is a predicted model, not a curated record.
GUAUAACCAGGUCCUUGAUUUCACGAUCUGAGAAGGACUUGUUUAUGUACUCGACUGGAAAAAAACAUAUUUUUUGAUGUUGGGUCAUUCGUGUGGCUCUUUUGUAGGAGUAGAUUAUUUACUUAGCAAGAAGAGAUUUGGCAAAGUCAUCACCCAGUCAAAAGCCAUCAUGAAAGUUAAUUGAAAACUGAUAUGAAAAACAAUCCCACACAGACUUCAAUCUUAUUGAUCGGCAAAUGACCAAAAACAACUUGUAGCUGCCCGUGUAAACAAAGUAAAAUAAGAAACUUGUGAAGCGUUUUUUAAUUCGUUUGUCACUUGAAUGAGAGGUCGCUUUUUGUGUCAAACAUAAUACUUGUAGCCUCUUUGGUGUCCAAGUGCCUUUCAGUCAACACUGUCAGCACCAAAAAUGAUUUACAGAGUUGGGAGGUUAACCGUGGAAACCUUUCGGCUCAAGUUUGCACAGCCCUUUCUUUUACUUCUUGUUUCCAUCAGCGGAAAUGGCACAGUAUAAGAAGUUAACCUUUCAGUACUAACAAACUGUUUGUCCUGAGCUUCAAUGAAUAUUUCUAGCAAACCUGAGAUGAACCAGGUCAGUAAACUUGAGAUUUGAGUGAUCAGAUGUAGGAGGUGCAUUCAUGCUCCUGAUAGCUUCAAGCCACUAUUCAGUUUGGAGUGGCAUUACUGUUAAUCGUCCUCAUACUCCUAAUCGUACAUAACCAUCCACUGAGCAGAAAACACCAUUUCCAUACUGACUGCUAUGCUGCUGUUCAGUUGUCAAUACCGAUAAACAAUAAACUUCUGUUUAUCAACAUCUUCAAUGAUAUGCAAAUUGAAUCAAAAUUUGAUUAAAAGAUGAAAUCUGAUUGAUACUGAGACAGCGGGUCUUAGGUGUGGAAUGACUGCCGCAAGCCAGUCCUGUAGCAUAUUAGAGCCCUGUGGGUUUUUACUUGGAGCCACUUGUCGAGAGCUCGCUUCAAGAGCAACCGCCUUGCCAAGAUGGCGGUGUUAUGAUUUUGAUAACUCGUUAAGAUGAAGCCCUUAGGCAAGAGAAUGUGCAGUUGCAUAUUCUAAAUAUAGAAACACUAAUAUUGCUGCAAACAUGAAUUCUUUAUAAAACAAAGAAAAUUAGAAAUCAAGCACGAUUGCAUAACUAUUAAUGUCAUGCAUGCCAACUUUGCAAGGUUCUUCUACUUCUUCACAAGUCGACAUACAUGCAUCCACUUAAUUCGCAUACAUGUCAGUCAGUAUUGGUGUAUUGCGUAGACGCAUUCGUCAGUUACCGGAAACCCGUUCCUAUAUAUAAAAUAGUGCUCACUCUUCCUCUACCAACACAUCUCGGUCAAACCUCAUUUGCAACACGUACUACCUAUCACACAACAAUUUCUUUAAAUGACUGAAGUGUUGGUCUAAUCGAGGAUAACAGCUUUUACUAGUUACAUUACGCAAUGGUUAAUGUGAGAUUUCGUUUAGAACAUAUGAUGUCAUCAGCUCAUUGUUCAUCAACCAAUGAAAUCCAAGAGUGUAUUCUUUUAAUUAAUAGGAUCAACCAUCAUGUCAAUCACCAAGUCAUUAGCAACUCAGUCACGGCUAACUACAAAAUACAAUUCGAUCGUGGACAUGAAGUCCUGACUUUAGUAACAUAAGUUCUAAGUUAGUGUUUUCACCCAGAUUAUUUCUUUUCAUGACUUUCAACAAAACUAUUAAUUCUGGUGGACGGAUUGAUCGACUAAGGUGUUGAUGGUUGUUGGAAAUAUCAGUUUGAUUGUUCCGUACACCGUAGAGAAGGUCCUACUACCAAUCGUAAGGGUAACCCAAUCUAAGGCUACCAUGAGCGACACAGCAGAUUUCUACAAACUCCACCGCAAGUACUGUAAUACUAAUGCCUUAAACACAAACCCCAAACUAGACGACUCUGGUCAUAGGAAUGGAGCAAAAACCAACGAUAGUCCAAAAUCACCUAAACGCAUUACAGGCAUGCAAAGUAAAGGAUCCCAAAAGGAGAAAUUCUUCGGAAAGUCUUGGAGGAACCGAUCCAAAGUGAUUGCAAAUGCUGGCAACUCGUUGUGGUCUCCCGAUUCCAAGGAAAAUUAUUCGUGGAGUUCUGUCGGUGGUCGUCAAGUCUGUCUUACCACAAUAGAUAUUAGUGAUUUAACAGAACCAGAAAGACUAGCUCUACAACAAGUUGCUUUGACCAAACUACGCCAUCUAAACCUACGCAGUCACGUCACAAUCCCUAAAACCUCUCGUUCAGACAAAAGAACCUCUUCAUUAAAGAGAGUUUUGUCUUUGAAGGGUAGACUGGCAAGUGGAAGCUCUGAUAAACCUAAUGAUACUGGUGUUUUUGCAAUACCUCUGUUGAAAGCAGUGGCUCAAAGUAACCCAGAAAUCACACAUAAGAGAACAGACAAAGACAAUGGAGAGAAUCAAGGAGAAUUCAUUGACAAUAACAAUGUUGAGAUUCCUAGAGCAAGAAGGCAUUCUGCGUCAAGUGUUAACCAACAGUAUCCAAGAGGAGAUAAAAGUAAUGGACACUCAAGCCGUGACCCUCCUGAAUCCCCUACAUGGAAAUCCAGACUAAUAGAUGCUUUAACACUGAAUUCAUCAUCAGCAUCAGCAUCUUGUAUUAUAGAUAAACAAGCUACAUUAUCACCUCAACCCCCUAGAGUACCUCCUAUAGUAACACAAGCUAUUGAGCAUUUAGAAAACUAUGGUCUUAAUGUUUUAGGAAUCUUUAGAACUGGAGGAUCAAAAAGGCGAAUGAAACAGAUGAAAGAACAAUUUGAUUCAGGUGAAAAGAAAAAGUUUACAGCAGAAGAUAAUCCUCAUGACGUAGCGGCAUUAUUCAAGGAAUACUUUAGAGAUUUACCUGAACCCUUACUUACUAGAGAACUGUAUGCAGCAUUCUUAGAAACCCAAGGAAUGGAUGACAUAAGCCUUCAGAAAACUGUUUUACAAUUAUUAUGCUGUCUCCUGCCAACCCCUAACAGGGACACGCUUAAAGCUUUGCUAGAAUUCCUAUCUAAAGUGGACUUCUACUCUAAGGACAGAGUAGAUGAGAAUGCAAUUGAGAUUCCUGGUAACAAGAUGAGCAGUCAUAAUCUUGCUACACUUAUUGGGCCUAAUAUUUUACACAAAGUAAAGUCAGGUCAUCACCAAGACUUUCUAGUUGAGGAUCGUGCGAGAGCUGAAGAACGUAAAGAAGUAAUAGCUGUUGUCGAGGAGUUAAUAAUGAAUUGGAAGGAAAUGUUUGUGAUUUCCGCGGAUCUUUACAACGAAGUUUAUCUGUAUCUCCUGGAAAAUGAACCGGAAAUCCUCGAUUAUUUGUUACGAAAAAAGACGCCAACAAGAAUGAGCGCGAGCCCAGAUGAUAUCCUAGAAUUCGAGGUUCCUGUCACCACGAACAAACAAGAAACACCACAACAUAGAUGUCGAUGUCGAUCAACUGGCGAAUCGGAAAAAAUGACAGGCGUUUUUCGCACGGCCAGCGCACCCAACACGCGCCUACCCCCUGRUUAUCAUCAACAUCGACUACGUAACCAAGGUUACACAGUUAGAUCAUCUCACGUGACUCCUGUUCGUAGCCGUUCGUUAAAUCAAGAGGAAGGAAAUGCUUUUAAAGGGAGGAAGUUCGUUCGCCAGUUAUCGUCACCUGAAAAUACCCAUCCUCACUCUCCUGGAAGCAGUAGAAGUAGACAAAGAACUCCACCCCUCCACCCACGGGGAAAUCAUCGGAUGGGAGGCAGUUUCAGCGAACCUCCGUCACCAGCAUUGUCUUCAUCUUAUUCUCAUUCUUCAUAUUCAACACCAUUGUCAUCUCCUCCAUCAACUCCUUACUUCUCCGCAGAAUCGUCGUGUUCAUCGCCUGUUACCGUGUCGUAUCUUGGUAGCGAAGGACCGAUUGUCACAGAACUUGCAGAACUGCUCAACGAAGUAGAAUCAGAUUUAGCGAAAGAGCGCGCACUUGGACAUUUUAAUGCUGAUGGGAACAUGGACUUAGAAAACGAUAUUCCUGAUUGGCAAUUAUCCCGAUGGAUACAGUGGGAAAGUAUCACUCAACGAAGGAGUAGUAAAAGAGACGCUUUAGAACAAGAAACCUUAGUUUAAUGUGUUAGUCACUAAGAAACUAAACUUGUGUGUGACAGAACAAUAAUUGUUGCGCAACAAUAGAACAUUAUUGCGCAAUGAUUUCGUGAAGUUAGAUAGCAGCUGCUGUCACAAUUUUGUCCAUUGAGGGUGAUUAUAAUUUAUAUUAUCAUCGAAUGCGCAAAGUAAGCUGACUUAGAUUAAUCAGAAGACAUUCAGCCUCUGAAUACGCUACGAUUUCAGUCGUAGUAUAUUUUCAAUGAUUUUCAAAUCCUUAGACGAUGUAAUAAUUAGACGAUGUCAUAUUAUCAGAGAUAAUUGACAGAUUUUUCUGUUUUUAUUUUAAGAGAACACAAACUAACUAAUAUCCGGGUAUGUUUCGUGCGCUACCUUACAUUUUUAUUCAGUUGACAUCAGCUGUGCAUAAAAAGUGGACAUCUUUUGAAGUUAAGAUUAUAGUUGAAAGAUAGAUAAAGUAGCAAUAGUCCUCGUUGUCACCUGAAGGCUUGAUAGACAUGCGCACUCUAUUUAAACACAUUUUACAGUCAAUUUGGACGGAAAAUAUUACGAUAAGUACAGUCUACACUGUGUGUAGGAAAACUCUGUAACGCCUUGUGAGGCGAACAAAAUUUAGAUAAGAUGCACAUACUAUUAUUGACUUUGUACAUAUAUUGAGCACGUUCAUGCGUCAUAUGGAACUGAACGACAAGGGAGUUUUAUAUAAUGAUUAUUAUUAUCACCAUUGCGAGGCUCUUAUUGACUCUGUACAAAAGUAAAGCGAGUUUUAUUUCAUCUU